CCGGGCGAGGCCUUCCGGACGCUGCAGACACUGCUGCCCCCCCUGACGGACUGCUCGCCGGAGGCCAUUGGCGCCCUGCCCCUCCUGCAGUUCGCCCUCGGGGACAGCGCCGUCUUCGACGUCCGGCCGGAGCACUACGUGGGAGUGGCCACCACUGGCCCCGACGGCUGCAGGUACAACUUGCAGGGCGUGGGCGACACGAGCACGCGCACCGUCGUGCUCGGCGUGCCUUUCCUGCUGGACCGCGACGUGGCGUUCGACCAGGGCCGCAUGCGCGUGGGCGCCACGGGCGGGAGGCCCGAGCCGCACGGCGCCGGCGCGGCGGCGCCGCCGAGCGCCUCGGACCAGGCGGCGGGCGGCGCCUCCUCGGCUGGCGCCCAGGGCCCUCGCGGUGUGCGGGCGGGACGCCGCUCGCCGGUGGCGCUGGCCCUCCGUGGCGGGCGCCUGCGGCGGGCAAACGGCCACCGCCGCGCCCGGGCAGCGGCAGCGUGACGGGCUUCUUCCUCUCGACCUGCUCCUCCUCCGCCUCCCCCACGGCUGCACCGAUUGCAGCCCAGCGCGCUCCUCUCGACCCGGUCCUCCUCCUCGGGCGGGGCCGCUCCCCCAGGCCCGGGGCCAAAGCCUCCCGGAGUUCGGGCAGCGACCCGAUGGCUCUGCCCGGCUCCAGGUGCGCGGAGUCCACUCGCAGGUCCGCCG
This is a messenger RNA of Prorocentrum cordatum, 696 nucleotides long. NCBI's taxonomy places the organism in Eukaryota, Dinophyceae, Prorocentrales, Prorocentraceae. The record is from the annotation of a GenBank genome assembly.